GUUGCCGGCGCCGCGCUCGACACUCGACUCAUUCUCGCUUUUGCCAGCUACUACUACUAGUACUAUGGUCAAGAUCAUCGUUACCCUCGGCGCUUUGGCGGCAACCGCGCUCGCAGGCUCGGUCACCGACUUCCCCAAGGAGGUCGCUGACCUCAUGGACCCGACGGUCGACCCGUGCACGGACUUUUAUAAGUACGCGUGCGGUGGCUGGAUCAAGAGCGCCGUCAUUCCUGCGGACCGCUCGACGACCGACACGUCGUUCAGUGUCAUUGCGGCCAAGAACGACGUCGUGAUCAAGCAGAUCCUCGCGGCCGGCCACCCCAAGCUCUCCGAGUACUACAACUCGUGCAAGGACGAAGCGUCGCUGACGGCUCUCGGUGUGACGCCGAUCGCUGACGACCUCAAGGCGAUUCGCUCGGCCAACUCGACGACCGAGAUCCUCCACACGGUCGCCAAGCUCAGUAAGAAGAACGUGCCGGCGUUCACGCAGCCCGCUGUGUACCCCGACAAGAUGGAUGCGACGACCAACGUGCUCUAUUCGUUCCAGGCGCCGCUUACGUUUGAAGAGAUCGACUACUACACGGACGCGAGCAUCUGGGGCUUCCUUCAGCCGCUCUUCGAGCAGUACAUUGUGUCGCUCUUCACGCUCGGCGGCGGCAAGUCGGCGGGUGACGCCAAGGCCGCGGCCAAGGUCAUCAUGGACUUUGAGCGCCAGUUUGCCGGUGUCCAGCUCUCCAAGCUCGAGGCCAUGGAGGCCGUCACGGCCAACUACAACGCCAUGAGCUACGCCGAGGCGGCGACCAAGUACCCGCUUACGGUCGGCAUCCAGCUCGAGGAGUACGGCUUCAACAUCCACAACGGCUGCCUCGACACGAGCAACAAGAUCAUCUUGCAGGACCUCGGUUUCUUUGACCGCGUCGAGAAGCUCGUGGCCGGUCUCUCGCUCACGGACCUCCAGACGAUCGCCGAGUACAAGCUCCUCAACACGUUCUCGACGUCGCUCACGCCGGCCCUCGCGACCGCCAACUGGAACCUCUUUGGCAAAGUCAUCAACGGCCAGAAGGCCGAGCCGACGCGCGAGGCCCGCUGCUCGGCGGACGUGCAGACGGCGCUCGGUGAGAUCGUCGGUGACCACUACGUCAAGGCUAUGUUCGACGCGACGGCUGCCAAGCGCGCCGACGAAAUGGUGCUGGCCCUCGAAGCCUCGUACAAGAUCGGCAUCCAGAACGCGACGUGGCUUGACGACGAGACGCGCAAGAACGGUAUCACGAAGCUCUCCAAGUUUGUGCACUUGAUCGGGGCGCCUGAGAACCCGCAGAUGUACCCUGGCAUCUCGCUCGACGCCAAGGACUAUGUCGGCAACCGCAACAAGAUCAACACGUUCGACACGGAGGCCAACCUCAAGAUGAUUGGCACGCCGGUCGACCGCAAGAAGUGGAGCUCGCCCGCGUCCGAAGUCAACGCGUGGUACAGCCCCCGCCUUAACUCGAUCACGUUCCCGGCCGCGAUCCUCCAGACGCCCUUCUUCUCGGGCAAGUCGGACCCGGCGCAGAACUUUGGCGCGAUCGGCAUGGUCAUUGGCCACGAGAUCACGCACGGUUUCGACAACUCGGGCCGCAACUUUGACGGCGACGGCAACCUCAAGCCGUGGUGGACCGACGAGACCGCGCUCAAGUUCAACGAGAAGGCCAAGUGCAUCGCUGACCAGUACAGCGGCUUUGUGGCCAAGAGUGAAGUGACGGGCCAGACCCUCGGCAAGGUCAACGGCCGCCUGACGCUCGGCGAGACGAUCGCGGACAACGGUGGCCUCAAGACGGCCUUCCGCGCGUACCAGACGUACACGCAGACCAACCCGUCCGCGUUCACCAAGGAGGUCGGCGACAAGGUCUUCUUCCUCUCGUUCGCGCAGGGCUGGUGCUCCAAGAACACGGACGCGUACAUUCAGCGUAUGCUCAAGGAUGUCCACCCGCCGGGUAACUUCCGCAUCUACGGCGCCGUCCAGAACAACGACGCGUUCGCCGCGGCGUUCAACUGCCCUGUCAAUUCGGCCAUGAACCCGACCAAGAAGUGCUACCUCUGGGAGUAAGCGAUUGGACCUUUGUGUAUCUAACUUCACUAAAAAGUAUUGUCAGCAUUUCGUUAUAUCCAA
Molecule: messenger RNA, 2149 nt
Organism: Saprolegnia diclina VS20
Lineage: Eukaryota; Oomycota; Saprolegniomycetes; Saprolegniales; Saprolegniaceae
Exons: 1
Coding region: 65-2086 (673 amino acids)
Biological process (GO): protein processing
Cellular component (GO): plasma membrane
Molecular function (GO): metalloendopeptidase activity
Source: RefSeq, a predicted model, not a curated record